CGAAAAUUGAAAAAUCCAAAUUGCUGAUUUAUAUUCUCGUCUGAAUCGUGGGAGGACUCGUCAAGGUCCUCGGCCGACUCCAAAUCGGAACCACAUGGCUCGGAGCUUGGUGGUCCUUCUUAUUUACUCCGUCGUACUCACUUUCUAUGGCGCGUUUGCUUCAACGGCCGACGAUCACCGUCGCCCGAUGAUCCUCCCUCUCCAUCUCACCUCCCCCAACGCCGCCAGCCACCACCACCGGCGAGCCUUCGACAGCCGGCGUCUCCAGAGAUCGGAGCCGAACGCGCACAUGAGGCUCCACGACGAUCUCCUUGCCAACGGGUACUACACGACGCGGCUGUGGAUCGGUACGCCGUCGCAGAUGUUCGCUCUGAUUGUGGAUACUGGCAGCACUGUUACUUAUGUGCCUUGCUCCGACUGUGAAGCCUGCGGUAAACAUCAGGACCCUAGGUUUCAGCCUGAUUUAUCUACCACGUACCAGCCUGUGAAGUGUAAUAUUAAUUGCAACUGUGACGAUAAAGGACGCCAAUGCACUUACGAGAGGCGCUAUGCUGAGCAGAGCUCUAGCAGUGGUGUGCUUGGUGAGGAUGUCAUUUCGUUUGGGAAUGAGAGUGCGCUCGUGCCCCAGCGUGCUGUUUUUGGUUGUGAGAAUAUAGAAACUGGGGAUCUGUACAGCCAACGUGCCGAUGGCAUAAUGGGUUUGGGUCGUGGCCAGCUUAGCGUGAUGGACCAGCUUGUUGAGAAGGGUGUUAUUAGUGAUUCGUUUUCUUUGUGUUAUGGAGGAAUGGGUGUAGGUGGGGGUGCUAUGGUUCUAGGGGGGAUAAAAUCGCCCCCAGAUAUGGUGUUUACCAAUUCUGAUCCCUUUCGCAGUCCAUACUACAAUAUUGAACUGAAGGAGAUACAUGUGGCUGGAAGGGCUUUGAAGUUAAGCCCAAAGGUGUUUGAUCAAAAGCAUGGAACUGUCUUGGAUAGUGGAACGACAUAUGCAUACCUUCCGAAGGAUGCUUUUGUUGCCUUUAAAAAUGCUAUUAUGAAGGAAAUUCAUUUCCUCAAACAAGUCCAUGGUCCUGACCCAAAUUAUCAAGAUAUUUGUUUCUCGGGGGCUGGAAGGGAUGUCAACCAACUAUCAAAAGUUUUUCCACAGGUUGAUAUGGUGUUCAGCAAAGGACAGAAGUUUUCACUUUCUCCUGAAAACUACUUGUUUCCGCAUACGAAGGUUAGCGGUGCUUAUUGCCUGGGUAUCUUUGAAAAUGGGGACUCAACCACCCUUUUAGGAGGAAUUGUUGUACGUAAUACCCUUGUGACUUACGAUCGGACGGACAAUAAGGUUGGUUUUUGGAAGACAAAUUGUUCGGAACUAUGGAAGAGAUUAAAUAAUGAGAAUGCUCAGGCCCCAGCCCCUGGUGAUUGGAAUACGGGUGCAGGGAUUUCUCCUGACAUUGCCCCGGGUAGAUUACCUGAUUUACCUCAAACUGAUCUUCCAGCUGAAGGCCGAAUAGGGCAGAUAAGUUUCGAUAUGAUGCUCAACAUCAGCACCUCUAUGAAACCCAACUUCACAGAACUCUCAGAGUCUAUUGCCCACGAGCUAGAAGUCAAUAUUUCUCAGGUUCGCUUUAAGAACUACACCAUUUCUGGAAAUGGUUUACUCGUUAGGUGGACCAUCGUUCCUGAUGAAUCUGCCAGUAGCUUUACUACUAGCAAAGCUAUGGACAUAGUUCAGCAUUUAACAAGACAUGAGAUGCAGCUACCCAAAAAAUUUGGGAGUUAUGAGAUGGUCAAAGUGAAAUUUCAAAUGAAGCAGUCAUGGUGGGAGCAAAAUUCUUGGAUGGUAGCAGUUGGUGUUUCCAUUGCCUCGGUUCUUGGACUAUUAGCAUUAGGAACAUGGUUGGUUAGGAGAUACAGAUCCCGACCCGGUGUUACUUAUGAGCCUGUUGAUGGCAUUGCUGGUGCUACUAUUGCUGAGCAAGAACUUCAGCCCCUUAAAUGAAAUAUAUUAUUUGGAGGGUAGUUAGAGUAACUCUGCGGGAUGCUGCUUUAGAGUCUUAGACUUAGCUUUGGAACUGUACAUAUGGGUACAGUGAAGCUGACGAGGAGAUGAAAUGCGCAAUUCCUCCGUGACUCAUUAACUGUACAUUCAGUGUACAGUAUAGGAAAGUGCAAAAGGCGAGUAGGUAACAUAAUACAGAUGAUUCUUGAUUCAGUCCAUGGUAUAAGUUCUGAAGAACAAAUGAUAGAGUGAGGAUAGUGCAAUUGUUUAUAGUGUCCCUCUCGGUAUCCCAAGGCUUUAGACCUUUAGUGACGCUUCUAGUGAACUGAGAGAUCAGAGUCUCAACUUUAUUUCUUUUCUUUUUUCCUUGUUUUUCCCCUUGGUUUUUUUUUAUGUGCAUCCGUUGUGUAAUCAGAAAUUCUUGGAACUGCCAGUGAAAUACUUCAAUUUUUGGUC
Argentina anserina (silverweed cinquefoil) is the source of this 2443-nucleotide messenger RNA. RefSeq names its product aspartic proteinase 36-like. The coding region runs from base 95 to 1987 and encodes 630 amino acids. Gene Ontology annotation, biological process: proteolysis. Gene Ontology annotation, molecular function: aspartic-type endopeptidase activity. The record is from RefSeq and is a predicted model, not a curated record. NCBI's taxonomy places the organism in Eukaryota, Viridiplantae, Streptophyta, Magnoliopsida, Rosales, Rosaceae. The transcript has 12 exons.